CGCUUGCGCACUGCGUCAUCUUAUCACUUAUGAAUCAGCUGAUGAGAAAGAAGUAUUGUUGCCGAAGUUAAAGUAAAAAUUACAAAAUAUGUCGCUAAACACAGCACACACUAAUGGCGGUGUUCUUAUACACGCUGGAGAAUGCAUACUACUAUUUUGCGACAAUGUCACGAUGGAAUUUCAUGGGCAAGACCAGCCAGAAUUUAUUGGUACCAAACGGGGACGGUUAUACUUGACCACACACAGGAUGAUUUUUAAUGCUAAAGAUCAAAAGGAAAAGAUGCAGUCUUUUAGUUUCCCAUUUGUAACAUUAAGUGAAGUUGAAGUGGACCAGCCUAUGUUUGGUGCUAAUUACAUUAAAGGCAAAUGCCGUGCUCAACCAAAUGGCAAUUGGGUCGGAGAAUGUAAAUUCAAAUUGCAUUUCAAGAGCGGCGGUGCGAUAGAAUUUGGGCAAGCUAUGUUAAGAGCAGCAUCAAUGGCUCAACGCAACGGUCCUGGAUCAGAUGCACCACCACCGUAUCAACCACCAACAUCAAAUUGGUACGCUGCACCGCCACCUGCCUACCAAGCUGCACCAACUGGGUAUUAUGGUUGGGUACCUCCAACUAAUGUAUUUCCAGAUGUGCCACCAGCAAACACUGUAUUUAUGACGGAUAUGCCUCCUCCAUAUCCUGGUAUAAAUGCACCUUAUCAAGGGUAUGCAAGCAGCGCACCACCGCAAGGAGCAUGGGGAAGUUCUACUCAACAAUCUGGCUGGACACCACCGCAACAAAAUGGAGCACCAGGGUGGGCUAAUCCAAAUUAUAAUGCCCAGCCAAUGUCUCAAGCAGGUGCGUAUCCAAAUUAUGGCCAACCACCACAAUACAAUAAUUACUCAUCAAAUCCUCCGCCAUAUGCUGCCUAUCCUCAAGGUAGUAAUUACGCACAAUCGGGUUAUUAUCCUCAACAAAAUCCUUAUAAUCCUUAUCCGCGCAAUUACUAAUGACACAAAAGAUGUAAUAUAAAUAUUUUUUUUUUAUACACGCAUGUUAACAUAACUUCUGUUUCAUAUACUGUGAAUAACAUUAAAAGUUUCAACAAUGCUUUUUAGUUUAUAACAAACAAAACACAAUAUACAUUUACAUGAUAACAUUUUUAAAGAAACAUACAAAUGCAUAUACUCCUUAAUAUUCUCUAUAACACAAUUUGAGAUUACAUGCUAAUACAGUAUACACAUCUUAAUAAAACUAUUCAAUUACUUUUAACUACUUUUUUUUAUCAAAUGUAUUAUAAAUAAUGAACAAAUAAUUACUUAUUGUUGUCAUGUAUGAUAAUAAAGUAUUAUGUUUUUGUUGCCUUAUUCUAGAUUUAUAUAAAUAUUAUAAUACAACAAACAAAUUAUGUUAUUAAAAUUUAGUCAAAUACAA
This is a messenger RNA of Osmia bicornis bicornis, 1406 nucleotides long. RefSeq names its product WW domain-binding protein 2 (gene Wbp2). Gene Ontology annotation, cellular component: nucleus. Gene Ontology annotation, biological process: positive regulation of DNA-templated transcription. The coding region runs from base 89 to 982 and encodes 297 amino acids. The transcript has 4 exons. Gene Ontology annotation, molecular function: chromatin DNA binding; transcription coactivator activity. Lineage: Eukaryota; Metazoa; Arthropoda; Insecta; Hymenoptera; Megachilidae. The record is from RefSeq and is a predicted model, not a curated record.